Messenger RNA from Cajanus cajan (pigeon pea), 591 nucleotides. RefSeq lists its product as uncharacterized. The record is from RefSeq and is a predicted model, not a curated record. Lineage: Eukaryota; Viridiplantae; Streptophyta; Magnoliopsida; Fabales; Fabaceae.
UUAGGAUUCACCCACCAACUACCAAAUCACUCAUUCACCCACAUAUAUAUAUGACCCAACAUAACUCUCCCCACUCAUCAACACAAUUUCUCAUUCAGAUUCACCAAAAGCCUUAGCAACAAAUAUGAGUUCAGCCACCAGAGCAUGGGUUGUGGCAUCCAGCAUAGGAGCAGUGGAGGCCUUGAAGGAUCAACUGGGUGUCUGCAGGUGGAACUAUGCUUUGAGAUCACUGCAGCAGCAUGCAAAGAGCAAUAUCAGGUCAUACACUCAGGCCAAGACCUUGUCUUCUGCCACUUCUGCUGCUGUUUCCAAAAAGGUCAAGAGAACCAAGGAGGACUCCAUGAGGAAAGUCAUGGAUUUGAGUUGUUGGGGUCCCAAUACUGCUAGGUUUUAGUGGGGGUGGUCUUAUGUGGGUUUAUUUAAGCCUAUGUAACCCAAUUGAUCAUUGUGCUGCAAGUUGAUGCUACUUUGUAGCCUUGCCAUCCCAUUAUAUUACCUUAUGCAUCUCUAUGAUUCAUACGGAAUUUUGUCUAUCAAAUGGUAAAUAUGAUUCAAUGAAAAAGAAUUUUGAGGUCUAUUUUUCUGGUUUUA